AUGCUCACCGAUUUGGCUACCAUUCUACGAAAGGCUAACCUCAAUGUUGUUGAAGAAUCUGGCUGGAAAACACGUGGUCAUGGUGCGAUGGGUUCAGUAAAAAGUAUUGUUAUUCAUCACACAGCAGGUCCUGCCACAGGUGAAUAUCCAUCUCUACGAGUAGUACGAGACGGUCGUGUUGGUUUGUCCGGUCCGCUUGCUCAACUUGGACUUGGUCGUUCAGGAAAAUGGUACGUUAUUGCAGCUGGAAAGGCCUAUCAUGCUGGUAACACCAAAGAUGAUUCAUUAUACGGAAAUGCAAACGCAAUCGGUAUCGAAGCGGAAGGCAGCGGUGUUCCAGCCGAUAAUACUGGUCAUAAGCACUGGCCAGAAGUGCAAUGGAAGAGUUAUGUGCGGGGUGUUAAAGCUCUUCAAGCAGCUUAUGGCGUGCCAACUUCACGCGUUGUAGGUCAUCGGGAGAUAGCAAAACCUGCCGGUCGCAAGGUUGAUCCUAACUUCUCGAUGACUGAGUUCCGUGCUGCACUUAAUAAGUGA
Molecule: messenger RNA, 534 nt
Organism: Rotaria sordida
Lineage: Eukaryota; Metazoa; Rotifera; Eurotatoria; Philodinida; Philodinidae
Source: the annotation of a GenBank genome assembly